Molecule: messenger RNA, 1995 nt
Organism: Plasmopara halstedii
Lineage: Eukaryota; Oomycota; Peronosporomycetes; Peronosporales; Peronosporaceae
Exons: 2
Coding region: 1-1995 (664 amino acids)
Source: RefSeq, a predicted model, not a curated record
AUGAAUAAUCCUACUGUUCACGAUUUCCCAAGAACGCUAUUACACCUGGGACGGGAAACAAUACAUCCGCCUCAGAAAAACUUGUCUCAGAUUCGAUAUGGUAAGAACGCGGGAAACCGACCGCGCAAGAGAGAAGACGCACAACAGAUCUCGCCCCGGACAGAACAAGCCGUGAUGAGUAACAUACAACGCUCUAGUCCCGUAAGCGACCGCGUUUGGGCACAAGCUGUUCACGCCGUAAUCAACCGCCGCAUGUCGCUAUGUCAAGCUUCACAAGCAUAUGGCCUCCAACAGGCAGCACUCCAUCGUCUCGUUCGUCAACAUACGCUGCAGCAUCUACGCCAUUCUCCGCGGCAGUCCGCCACCAGCCCAAACAACAUCGAUGAGCGACGCUUCGCGCUACCAGUCGCUAACAGCAGUGGCGUGUCAUCUAACGAUAGCUACGUAUUUCCGCGCCUUAAUCCACAGGCGCUCGACCAACGCAGCCCAAAUGGUAGACAGUUGCCGAGCGUGGUUCCUAUGACUUCCGUCAUGACACCGCCACCACCAUUUUGUGAGCUCACGCCCGAGCUCAACAACGAAAUCAUGUUUGUACUACGUGAGCGAUUCUCACAGCAGUAUGACAACUACGCGAUCAACGAUGAACGCUUUAACCGAUUUGAAGGCUACACGGACUCCGACAUUAUUAACAUUGUGCGCGGAAUUGUUAGCCAGAAUGGCCGAUCGCUACCAUCGAAAUUUCCGUCAACUUGCUGGCUUUCCAUGUUCAAGCGCGAAAACGACCUCGUCAAUGUGGACGAGAUGGAUGAUGCUAAUAGCAGGAGUAGAACUGACAGUGGUCACAGCUUAAAAAGCCUGCUCACGUCACAACAGCUGCCUCAGGAUCGGUACAAUCGAAGCUGCGAGCAAGAACAACAAUCUUUUGGUUUUCAACGCGGAGGUGAUACGCAGCGAUGGAUCCAGAGUCCCAGCUAUCGUCAGCUAAGUAGUUUGUCUCCGACUUCCCCGCUGGGGCAAAAACCGGUGCACCUUCGUAAUUUAUACGCUUGGGAAGACGUUAAUGGGGUUGGCAGCUCCAUUCAUCAACAGCAUGUAUGUUCACCUCAACAGUCGCAUCAAUCAACAGAAGAAAUCGAGUAUCAUCGAAAGCUAAGCUCUGAAUACAGUAACGACCGUACGGGCAAUAGUUCUAUCGAUCGCAACUACCGUCAGAGCAACUUGGUACCCGCUAAAGUUUGGGAAGCCGCUAUGGAAGAUGUUGCUAUUCAUGGAAUGAGUCUGCGUAACGCUGCUAAAGCGCACGGAGUGCACUUCGCAGCACUUCAUCGGCGUUUAAAAAAGCGCCAGCAGCAUAAGCUCAAUGCACCCUGUGAACCCAAUUACAUUCCAUUUGAAGAUGAGGCCGGGGUUAUUCGAGUGAUUCACGCACGUGCUGACAUGGGUGUAUUGCUGACUUUCACCGAGCUGGUCGAUCUUCUCAAACGAACAGCACUGAAGCAUCGCUCGUCGCUACCGGAAAAUGUCGCGACUGCGCUUGUGCGCAAAUUCCAAUCUCGCGUAGAACAGUCCGUUCGCCACCUCAUUAUUGACUGGCCGAAUUCACCAAACAACGUACUGUAUCGCUUACGUGACACCAGUAGUAGUGAAGCCGAUAAUGAUGAUAUGAACGGUGGUCUGCAUGUUGUCAGGGCUAGUACACCUUCCAGUAUCAGUGGAACUAGUGGUGAAAGCGGUUCCUCAUCAUCAUCGGGGUCAUCGCCAUUGUCCUCUUCAAAUACGCAAUUAUCUACAUCUUUGCCGGUAAUGCAGAAGUGUUGGGAUAGCGCUGCACCGCCGCGAGUGAAUUUAACCACCAGCAACAAUCCCAGCAGUGCCAAUAGCGUGGAGACUGAUAAUAGUAGCAACGAUAGCAGUGGAAACACUUCCUCCGACAACGUAUCACCCGACGAAAAUGAAGCGUCGCGGAACAAGCCGUGCAUGAUUCUUCGCCUGUAG